CCCGGUGUCCCCCGCCGCAGCCCCGCGACGACGGGUAGCUGAGCGCCGGCUCUGCUCUGCUCCGUGCCGCUGCCACCAUGUCCCUCUGCAGAGCCGCCUCCCAGGCGCUGGCCUCCCGCCUGAGCAGGGCUCCCGCCGCCGCCAGCCGCCUCAAGCAGCGCGCUCCUCCUCGCCAGAUGUCAUCUGGGAGCGUUCCUGGCUCUUCUGGAGACAACAUGAUGAUCUAUCUCCUUGCUGGUGUUGCUGCUUUUGGAGGUUUAUUUUAUGCCUACAGAGUAGUCAAUUCAUCACGCACCAAGUUUAUUGAACAUACAAAUAUUCUUCGCGAGAGAGCCGAGGGGMGAAAAAGCAAUUCUUGGUCAAGGAAGGAAGGUGAUGAAGAGACGGAUGAAGUCACUGAAGCAGAGAAGAAAUCGGAAGAGGCUGAUGCAGCAGCUGCUGUUGAACCUGCAGCACAGGAUGAGAGUGCUGGACCCACAGCACAGGAUGAGAGUUCUGGACCCACAGCACAGGAUGAGAGCUCUGGGGUAUCCCCAGAAGCCAGAGAGGAAAAGGACUUACUGGCUCCAGAGGCAUCCCAUGCUGUGGAGGAAGCACAGCAGGAAGCUGCUGCUAAUUCAGAAGCUGCUGCAGUGCAAGAAACUGUGAGUGAAGUCUUGGAUGUUGCAGCUUCUGCCCAUGAGAAAAACUUAGACAGUGACAAGGAAGGAGUAGCCUCAGCAGCUCAAGAGAUUUCUGAGCCAGCCUCAAAGAGCCAGGACACUGAUGCUGAGGAGUCAUGGCAAACUCCAGAAGGUGCAAGAGUCCAGCUGGGUCUGAAAUUUGUCUCUGAAAAGUGCUGGUGGUGUGAAGAAAAAUAUAGAGCAUAUAAUAUGAAUAAAGCUUGCAGUGCUUUGAUGCAACURUUAACAAUGUCAUACUGUUAUUGAAGCUGAACUAUGUAAUUGAAUGCAAAGAAAAAUGUGUGUUAAAAUCAUCACAGUGGAGAUCUUCAAAAGUGUUUAGAAGUUUGGUCUCUAAACUCCUUUAAAACUAGAAUUU
Messenger RNA from Malurus melanocephalus (red-backed fairy wren), 1041 nucleotides. It is a transcript of the gene MGARP, whose product is annotated as mitochondria localized glutamic acid rich protein. Lineage: Eukaryota; Metazoa; Chordata; Aves; Passeriformes; Maluridae. Gene Ontology annotation, cellular component: mitochondrion; mitochondrial outer membrane. The record is from RefSeq and is a predicted model, not a curated record. Gene Ontology annotation, biological process: anterograde axonal transport.